Molecule: messenger RNA, 2163 nt
Organism: Blastocystis hominis
Lineage: Eukaryota; Bigyra; Opalinata; Blastocystidae
Exons: 6
Coding region: 1267-2163 (298 amino acids)
Molecular function (GO): GTPase activity; GTP binding
Source: RefSeq, a predicted model, not a curated record
GCGAUCUUGGAUCUUGAGAGCCACGAUGGCAGCGAUGAAAUAGGGAAGACCCGCCAUGAAGAAGAAGCUUUUGUAGGGAAUUACCGGCGUGCCGUCGUCGUGCACUUUCUACCGUUGAGAGGGAGAAAAAGAGAGGAAAACAAGCAUGAGGAGGAGAGAGAGGAUUGUGGCUACGACGGUACCCGCCGUUUUGGCGGCCAUGGCGAGACUCUGACCUUGACCUUCGUCAUCGGUUUCUUUGACGACACGCUCGACCACGAGAGUGUCCACCAUGAGCUGCGCUCCGCAUUCCGCAGACGCGAGAAUGACUCCCAUCACUACAGCACUUGUAUAGCUUCGGGCGAGCAAGCCGUAGAGACAAAACGAAAUGGUCACACAGAUCGAGUAGAACACAAAGUAGGGAACACGACGAUGAUGAAGCAUGGGAAGAGAAUCAGAAAUGUAACCAAACACAAGCUAGUGAUGAAAAAGGAGCGGUACUCACACCUUAAAACUCCAAGGCAAAUAGGUAAUCGAAUAAUAUUCAUUCAUCUGCUCGUAUGUGCAACCCUAUUCAUAAGCAACCGUCCAGACGCUCGGUACAAUGUCGCGCGUGAGCAUCAGCGAUACCGCACUCCAUGGCAAACCCUGACCAAUCUGGAUGAGAAAAUACAACAGAAAGAUCCGUGGCUCGAUAGAGCUUGUCCAAAACAUAUCGAUGGGGUUCUUGAUUGACAUUUCCGACGCCUUCUCUUUGAAUCAACGAAUAAUGAGAAUCUGAGGAAUAAGAGAAACCGUCCAAUCAGCAGAACCGCCACCUAUUACAAUCAUUGUUUUGUACAUGUAGAUCGUAUGAGUCUACUCAUUUCUACAUUAUGUGCAAUGUUAAAUGAAUAUUGGAGCUGGACUCUCAUGAUGAAGAUAAAUCCUUUGGAGUAUAGCUCGAAUGGUUGUAUAUAUGUCGUAAGAAUGAAGGGAGAGUGAAAUUAUGCAAAUUUAGGAUGUGUUUAUACCUUUUCGUGUCAUGGUGAUAAAAGUGGUAGAGAUGAAUAAAACUCUUAAUAGACUUGCGAACCAGAAGAAUGAAAUCGUUUACGAUCUUACAAAAAAGGAUCGAACAGCGAUUUGUGUAAAAAACACAUAUUGUAAACAGCAUAUGAUGCUUAAUAUCGAUCGAUUUCAAGAUAGGGAUUGUAUUUUCCAAUAAAAGAAAAUAGGAUACUGUAUUAAAAGAUCAAAAAGUACCACAAACAAUUCGAACAACACGAAUGGACUCUAGCAUGCACAAUGAAGAAAAAUAAUCAUAUUACCAAUCAUAAAUUCUCGCCUAAUUCCUAUUGUCAAGCAAACACUCGUAAUAGUGUCAAACGAAGUUAUCAAACCCUUCGUGAAGAAUUCAAAUAUUUGACAGUAUUGAAUUUGCGGAGAGACGGUUCAACCCAUCUCUCCUGUCGAAAAGUACUACAGUCGUGGGUCAAGUCAUCCGAAAGAUAUAAAUUCGUAUUUUUAGGAGAUGCUGGAACAGGAAAAACAUCGAUUAUCACAAGGUUCAUCUAUGACAGUUUUGACCCAACAUACCAAUCCACGAUUGGGAUCGACUUUCUGUCGAAAACAAUCCUUUACAACAACCGUCCUAUUCGCAUGCAGCUAUGGGACACAGCAGGACAGGAAAGAUUCCAAAGCUUGAUUCCAAGCUACAUUCGCGACUCCUCAGUAGCUGUCAUCGUGUAUGAUAUUUCAAGUCGCAGCUCCUUUGACAAUGUGAUGAAAUGGGUGAGGGAUGUGAGGGAUCAACGCGAUGAAGUCAUUCUGGUAAUUGUGGGCAAUAAAACGGACUUGAGUGACAGCCGAGCAGUAACGAUUGAAGAAGGACAAAAAUUGGCGGAAGAUAACAAUGCCAUGUUCUUUGAGUCCUCCGCAAAAUGUAAUUAUAACAUAGACACGGUAUUCAGAAAGGUGGUAGAGAAGCUCCCGGGAGAGGGGCGACAAGUGGAGUUGGAGGAAAGUCAAAAAUGUAAUUUGGUUAUAUUAACGCUUUCUAAGGGUCUUAGAUAUCCGAGUGAAUGUCGAGCCAAACAACGGGCUCUCCAAAGGAGAUUAUUCAACUUGUCUCUGUUCAGAUCCUUGUUCCAACAAACAACAAACAGUAAAUAUUAUAGAAAUAGAAUAAGAAUAUUUCUGUAA